UGACCCUUAGCCCCUUCCGCCUGCUCUGGCAGCCCACGCGAGACUCGUCUGAACCAUGGACAUAAGCACAGUCAACUCUCUUUGCUAUGAAGAUUUUGUGGAUACUUUUGGAAAUGUUGUCGAGAGAGGUCCUCUGAUAGCUGCAGCGGUGUGGUCACACCGCCCAUUCUCCAACUUGUCUGAGCUGGAAGCCCACAUCUCUGAUUUCAUAGACAAGCUCCCCGAAUCAGGUAAGGAGGGAAUUCUCAGAUGCCACCCUGACCUGGCGGGCCGGGACCUCCAGAGGGGGACGUUGACCCGCGAGUCCCAAGAUGAACAGAGCCAGGCCGGCAUGGCAUCCCUCAGUCCCGCGGAGACCACACGGAUGCACCAGCUCAACGCAGACUACAAGAAGCGCUUUGGCUUCCCGUUUGUCAUAUGCGCCAAAAUGAGCGACAAAGCGGGUAUUCUGCGGCAGCUGGCCGAGCGCUCUGGGAACGACCUCAGUCAGGAGAGGGAGUGCGCAAUCAGUGAGGUUAAAAAGAUCUGCUGUCUCCGGCUGCGCAAUCUUGUGCUGUCGGAGACGCGAAAUAAGCUGUAGAGUUCUCUGAUUAAUCAAAUGCUAUAGCUCAAAUGGUGCACUUGUGCUCUUCCGUGUUCAUAUUUCAGCGCAUAUGGCGUAUUAAGUACGCACUGAAACAUAAGUGCACAAUCUGAGACACAGCAAUACGGUUGGGAAAUUAACUUCCCCAUGGAAGAUGGAUACGGGUGAUGAGUGUGCUUAUAGGCAAAAAAAACCGCCACUUGUAGGAUGUCAUAAAUGUUACAAAUAAGUUGUUCCUGCUGUGAUGGCAGCCUGAGUCAACUCGUGUAUGACGGUCAGCAUUGGUUCUUUCUAUGACUAGUUAUUGUGUUGUAGGCCCUAUGAACUGAGUUCAACUGUGUAUGCCUAUCCAGAAUAAAGU
Molecule: messenger RNA, 944 nt
Organism: Engraulis encrasicolus (European anchovy)
Lineage: Eukaryota; Metazoa; Chordata; Actinopteri; Clupeiformes; Engraulidae
Gene: urad
Product: ureidoimidazoline (2-oxo-4-hydroxy-4-carboxy-5-) decarboxylase
Exons: 2
Coding region: 56-580 (174 amino acids)
Biological process (GO): urate catabolic process; allantoin metabolic process
Cellular component (GO): peroxisome
Molecular function (GO): 2-oxo-4-hydroxy-4-carboxy-5-ureidoimidazoline decarboxylase activity
Source: RefSeq, a predicted model, not a curated record